UCUCAAAACACCGUCAUUUGUUUUUCUUGAUGUCUUCCACGCUUCGAGAUAGGUAGACGGGCGAUUUCAUGCAGGUUUUUCAUCUCCACCACCAUUGUCGGUUGAUGCACUACAGGGAAAGCAAGUAGGAGAGUUGACCUGGAAGCCGGGAGGUGUAAGAUUACUGCUUCACACUACUGUGUCCAAUGGAGGGCUAGAGCUGACAGACCACACUCUGCUUGAAAGUUGAGAAUACAUUGCCUUGCUUUAUCUUCUGGAUGCUGUGGUGCUUGGUAUGCUGCUUGGAGCUUCAACAGUGCUGAAAUUUAUAUGAAAGUUCCUCCUGUUGGUCCUGUGAUAUUCUGGCAAAAAGCUGGUGAUCAACUGCUUAGUAAUCACAAGUUCUGAUAGUAGCAUGGAAGGAAAUGUACAAGAACUAGGGAACAGGAGGGAAGAAAAAGCUAAGAGGAGUGAUCAGUGUACUUGUUCAUCAGAUGUAAGUAACGGCAAUAAAGCAGACGUUCAGAAAAUGUAUAACUGUAAAAUUUGUAGACAUUCAUUUGCUCACAGCACAUCUCUGCGACCCCAUAUGUUGAUCCACUUGGGGCAGAAGCCAUACUGGUGUUCUGUCUGUGGCAAGAAAUUCAGACAAAAGAGCAAUCUCACCACUCAUAUGUGCACCCACUCUGGGGAGAAGCCGUAUGAGUGUUACAUAUGUCACAAGACAUUUGCCAGACUCAACCACUUGCAGAGGCACAUCCAAACCCACACCGGUGAGAAGCCGCACAGCUGCUGCCUGUGCUGGAAACAGUUCACAAAGAAGGCUGGACUCUCCAACCAUGUAAACCACCAGCACCCAAAGGAGGCAGCCCUGGAGUGCUCCCUCUGUGGCAGGAAAUUUGUGAACAGGGAACAGCUGAUGAUCCAUUACAGGCCCCAGUGGACCACCAGUGGUGGCCCAGUCAUGUGCUCUCUCUGUGGCAAGAAACUGUGCCAAGAAAAGUUUCUCAAGGACCACAUGGCCUGUCAUGCAAAAGAAAAGCAGCACAUCUCGUGCGCUUAUUGUGGAAAAGAGUUUGCUUACAAAAGGUCACUGAAGGAGCACUUGUACAUACACACUGGGGAAAAGCCCUUCCAGUGCCACCACUGUGAUAAAAUUUUCACCCACCGGGGCUCCUGCCAGAAGCAUGAGGCCACACAUUUCGAUGAGCGAUCCUUCAAAUGUUCCAUUUGUGGCAGCAGUUUCACUCGCAAGUCUCACCUGCAGUCUCAUCUUUUGAGGCACACAACCGAGCGGCCUGUGCAGUGCACCAUGUGUGACAAAAGGUACAAGGUGCAAAGCUCACUUCAGAGGCACCUCAAGGUUCACAUUGAGGAAAAGCCUCACAAGUGUCCUCAGUGUUGCUCUUCAUUUAGAUUCAAGAAGGCAUUAAGAAGCCACAUGCUGGAGCAUCAUCCUCAAGGGAGGGCAACUAGAAGGAGCCAGAGGCUUGAUAAGGACACAAGGGUUGCUGCUGUUUAAAGUGUUAAUUUGAACUUAAAGAAUAGAUUACAGAUUUGAAAACAUUGUGGUGCAUCCUACACCCUAUCAGUAACUAUAUUGUCAAAAUAGUUUUUUUUUUUUUUUUUUGUAGUAUGAAGCGGUACUGCAUAUGGAAUGACAAAAACUAGAAAAUUCUAAGAAAAUAUUGAAGAUACCAUAAUAACCAUAGGCUAUGUACCUAUAAAAAUGCAAGUAGCUACUGUUACUGUUUUUGAUAAGGUGGAAUACUAUCUCUAGGAAAUUAUUUUGUUGUUGUUGCUGGAAUGUGUUUUCAUAGUUUAUGAAUUCCAUGUUUUUAUCCAUAUGAUUAGUUUUCUUUCUCGAAAAAUUGCAUAUAUACUUAUUAAGGGAUUAUGAUUAUUGAAAUUGAGUAAAUCUAAAGGAUUAUGCUUAUAAAAAUCAAACCUAACUUACAUAAGUAUGUACUAUAUAUGUGUAUAGUUGGUUAGAUUAUGCUUUCAUGUUUCAUUUGUUUACUAGAUUUUUCUUUUUCUUUUGAAAUAAAAUAACAUUUUAGCACUUUUUUUUUUUUUUUUGGUUGGUGAAAUUUACAUCUCAAGCCAUAGUCAAAAUACUUAUACACUUGCUUACAAUAGGACAGUGCAGCAAAUAUGCAUUUAGAAAAAAGAUUGAAAUAAAUAGUGUUAUAUAAUACACAUUUCUAUGAGGUGA
Eriocheir sinensis (Chinese mitten crab) is the source of this 2194-nucleotide messenger RNA. RefSeq names its product gastrula zinc finger protein XlCGF8.2DB-like. Lineage: Eukaryota; Metazoa; Arthropoda; Malacostraca; Decapoda; Varunidae. Gene Ontology annotation, cellular component: nucleus. The transcript has 3 exons. The record is from RefSeq and is a predicted model, not a curated record. The coding region runs from base 395 to 1501 and encodes 368 amino acids.